Messenger RNA from Aquila chrysaetos chrysaetos, 744 nucleotides. RefSeq names its product GTPase IMAP family member 2-like. NCBI's taxonomy places the organism in Eukaryota, Metazoa, Chordata, Aves, Accipitriformes, Accipitridae. Gene Ontology annotation, molecular function: GTP binding. The record is from RefSeq and is a predicted model, not a curated record.
GGGAUGAGGCUCCUCCUGGUUGGGAAGAGUGGGGCAGGGAAAAGUGCCACCAGCAACACCCUCCUCGGAGAAUGCGUGUUCAAGUUUGCGACCGAGCUGGUGAUUGUGAGCUGUGUGCAAGCACAAGGGUGCUGCGAUGGCGAGGACAUCACAGUCAUUGAUGCAGCUGAUAUUUUUGAUCCAAAGGCUGCCAUCAGUGAGGUGUACAAAGAAAUUACUCAUUGCAUCAGGCUGUCCUCCCCAGGCCCCCAUGUGCUGCUGCUGGGAACAAAUCUGGGCCAAUCCAUCGAGGAGGACAAGGAGGCUGUACAGAGACUGCAGGACAUUUUUGGAGUUGAUGUUUUGAGGCACACGAUAAUUACUCAUGCAGAAGACCUGGCAGGGAGGUCGCUGCACAAUUACCUGCGGUAUUGCGGCAAUGGAGCGCUGCAGGACCUGAUCCUGCGCUGUGGGAGCAGGUACUGCGGCUUCAACAACAGAGCAGUUGGUGCUGAACAGGACCACCAGGUCACCAAGCUGAUGGGGAUGGUCUGCUACGUGGUGCAGGAGAAUGGGGGUGAGUGGUACAGCAACGACAUGUACCUGGAGCCCAGUUUAAUGGAAGAGAAAGUGGAGUAUCACAUGGGGAGGUACAAAGCAGAGAGGAAAAUGAGGGAGUGGUCCAGAGCUAUGCCAUGCAGGAUAAUUGUGGGUUGUGGGAUAAUUCUCCUUAUACAACGGCUGGAAUUUAACCAUUGCCUGUGA